This is a messenger RNA of Lasiosphaeria miniovina, 2286 nucleotides long. RefSeq lists its product as uncharacterized. Lineage: Eukaryota; Fungi; Ascomycota; Sordariomycetes; Sordariales; Lasiosphaeriaceae. The transcript is spliced from 3 exons. The annotation marks the transcript as partial. The record is from RefSeq and is a predicted model, not a curated record.
GCCAGGCAGUGGGUGCUGGUGACUGGCCAUCGCCGGCUGAUUUCGUCGCACCACGGGCCUGCGGCGGCCAUGGAAUCUUUAAAUCUGAGAUUCUCUAUUAGCCCACGAUGAUUACAUGAUUUAUUACAUGCGCAUGCAUGCUGCUGCUUAUGUACCGACGCAGCCUCAAAUCUAAACCCACGCCCUGCUUCCCCACAGCUGUCAAGUCCCGGCACGACUGACGCCAGCUAGGGACCCAAGAAAAUUUAAACUCGCAAUCAGGGGCCCUUUUUUGUGAAUAAAAACACCCGGAAUCGCCCUUCAGGAAACAUGGCUUCGUUUGGUGUUGAUUAUCAUCAUAUUACCGGCAACCCACGGAGAUCGGCUCAUCAAUAUCAUGGCUCCACUAUGGUCGACCAAGCAAGCCAGCAUCCACCAGGAGCCAUUACUAUAUGGUUCUCUGGACGUCGGAGACUACGACGUGGCAUGUUCUCUGGGCUCUUCUUUCCUAGCCACCCUCUCGCCCAACCCCGGCCCCUUCGACAUGUCCUCUCCCGUCUCCAUCAGUGCCACUCGGUCCUCUCCAUCAGGGUCAAGGAUCGGACGUCCGCCGCAAUGGACGGUAUCACGAUCACGGAAGCUGGCACGGCUCUAUCUAUACACGACCUUGUCCAUCGAGAAGAUCAUCAGAGUGUUGGAGGAUGAUGUUUUCAAACCACGCAAGAACUCUGCCCAGAAGACCAUCCACAAGAUGCUGGACAACGACCCCCGGUACCUACGCCCCGAAUCACGAGUUGAGAUGGACCUGCGCAUCAACAACCUGUCAAGCUCCCCCACGAGGCGACGGACAAGGAGACCUGGCUCGUCGUCUGUGACCUAUUUUAGCGGCAGCGCCAGCAGACAUGCCCACGGCGAGAGAGAAGCGACGUUGUCAAGUAUCGAGGUCUCAUCUGCUUCUGGGUCGAGCCGCAAGGCAGAGGAAACGCACUCGUUGCGCUCAAAAAGCUCGGUGGACUGGCCGACCAGCGGCCACAUCCCAAGGCCUGACCCAUACCCAAACCAGUUUUCCAUCCCUAUUAGGGGGAAUUACGGACAGGGCAGGCCGAGGACAUCAGAGUCCAGUGAGGCACACUUAUCCACGGUUCGGGACCUGAAACGAAGGGUGUCGGACUGCUCAACCAACUACGCCCAGCAGGUAUCUACCUUGCUCGAAGAGUUUACCAUAUCCAGCGGCUCUGAAGACGAUGACUCGCCGUUUGAUCGCCGGCCGUCGUUUGACCCGAGCGAGCUGCCAGAGCUGGCCAUGACCCCAGACUUUGAGGCUUUGGACGUUUUCGAGGCCUUUCCCGAGCCGGGAUUUGCGCUACCUGGGGACUUUCUAAGCGCACACAGGCGAAACUGCGCCGACUUUCCGGGGCAAGAGCAUGGAGGUGGGAAGUGUUGGUGCUCCAUUGCCGAAGAGACGUCGAGCCAUGAGGAUUCGUGGCUGUUUCCGAACGGCGAACUGCGCGAGCGAGCGAACCGUAUUCUCGAGAACUCAUCGCCAGCCAACAUCAACCAGCGGGAUGGUUUUGGUAACACCCCGCUUCAUUUGUUCGCUGCUUUAGAUGGGUACCAAGACGCCCUGUUUAGGCUUGUUGUCAACAGUACCAACGUCAAGGCGACGAACAAUGCACGCCAGACUUUUCUCCACGUUCUCAACCUCGAUUGGUUCUCGGACCUCACCAGUCCCACGGCUCCUCUGAAGCAACUGCUCACGUUUCUAGUCGAAUCCGCGCCGGAUAUUGUUUACGAGACGGAUGUCUACGGCCGGAAUUUCUUCCAUCGCGCCCACUCCAUCGUUCGCGAUCCCGAGAUGCUAGCCGCCGUCAUGUCCCCAUUCGACCCAGCCAGGGCCCUGCGCCGAGAUGCCUUUGGCUUCAGCCCCUUGAACAAUACGGCACUCGGUGGCGAGGGACCCUAUAUUCCGCCGAGACGGUCUGGAACCCACUCGCCUCAUCUACAGGACUCUCCAGUACUCGCCGGAAGCGAGGGAGGAGCCACACGAGGGCCGAUGCUUUCUAGGCACAGCACUAACAGCCCACGGCCGUCAGCCGCCGACGAAGACUCGUUCCUGGCUUACCACGCCCGGCUUGUGCAGACGAUUCAGUCGUCGUACAUCCAUCCGCGAGCCGAGGACGCCGAGGGCCGGAACGGUCUGCACUGCCUCGCCGAAGCCAUCCUCAACCAGCAGACCAUGGACGAGCAGCGGUCUGCCAUGUCAACGGGCCGGCCCCUGAAGCGGAAAGCCGAAAGCGCGGCCGGGCC